This is a messenger RNA of Bombyx mandarina (wild silkworm), 2195 nucleotides long. It is a transcript of the gene Tert, whose product is annotated as telomerase reverse transcriptase. The record is from RefSeq and is a predicted model, not a curated record. NCBI's taxonomy places the organism in Eukaryota, Metazoa, Arthropoda, Insecta, Lepidoptera, Bombycidae.
UAUGGUUUUUAGUCUAUAGAUAGUUCUUUCUUUGAACAAUAGUGAAUUUAUCGAAAUAUGAAUACGCCCAUUUGUUUUUCAAAAUACUUUGUGGACAAACACAAUCUGCGGUCGUUCGACAAUGUUUUGAAAUCAAAAGUUUUCAAUUAUGACGAUUCCACUUUUUGUUUAUAUUUGUUGAAAAGUGAAACGUCGAUUUGUAGCCUAACAAAGGAACUCAUUAAAAUCUUUUCACUAAUGAAAUCUAAUCUAAAAAACAAAUGCAAAGAAGAUUUUACACAGUAUUUUAAUCAGCUGACACAAAAAGUCGGUUUAGAAGAAGUGGAUAAAGAAUUUAUUUUUAAAUGUUCUUAUCAAGCUCUUUGUGAUAUCGUACCAUUUAAUUUCUUUGGAAAUUAUGAAAAUAAAAAGUUAUUUCGAUGUAUGGUACACGACAUAAUUUUUAGUAUGAAAAUGCAACAUUUACUACCCGAAAAAUAUUUGAAAACAUGGGAUUUUGACAUUUUGCCUUGGAGAAACAUAUCAUAUACUAUUCUGCAUAAAAUUUUGUUAUGGUUAUUAACAGCAAUUUUACCUUCCAUAAUAUGUUUAACUUUUUAUGUAACAACAUGUAAAUUAGAUUCAGAUGAAAACAAACUUAUUUACUUCUGGAAAAGUCAGUGGCAAAGUUUCUGUGAUAAGAAAAUUUCAAAGAUGUUGUUCAGUAAUGUAAUGGAAAAAUUUGAACCUUAUUGUUUAGGAAAAAAAAUAAAACGAAACCUUCCCAUUGCGAAAAGACUGGAUUUAAAGAAAUUGAUAAAAGAAGUUCCCAAAUUACAUCUAGUUUUGAAAGCAAAUUAUGAUUGUAGACCCAUUGUAAAAUACAGAAAUGAUGAGUUAAACAAGAGACAAAAAUAUAGAAUAAAAGAGAAGCUUCAACUUCUAAAACUACUCACUGGAAACCAACAACACAAAAUUGAAACUGCAUAUCCAAAAUUGCACUCAAAGUGGUUAGAGUUAAAUAAACCUAAGCUAUAUUUUAUUAAGACUGAUUUGAGUGAUGCUUUUGGCUCUAUAAAUACCGAUAAAAUGAUGAAAAUUCUGCAUGAAAACUAUUUGAAUUAUCAUAAAACAGAAAGCAAUAUGGUUUUAAAGAAAAGAGUGUCAGAGCAAUUUAGAAAUUUAGUAGCUGAAUUAAGAAAACCGUUGCUUGUGCGAUUUGGUUCUACAAUAUUUAGAUGGAAAGAAGGCUUAGUACAGGGGUAUAAAUACUCACCAGCUUUAUCAGAACUGUAUUAUUCUUAUAUGGACAAAAUAUAUUUGACUGAACAUCUAAAAGUUGAUAACUGGAAAAUAAAAAUGUUUUUUAGGGUUGUGGAUGACUAUUUAUAUAUAACAGACUGUUUUGAUGAUGCCAAAGCAUUUUUGUCUAAAAUUACAAAUUACAGAAAUGUAAACUAUAGUAAAACUGCUGUUAACUUUCAGCAUCCAAGCAUACGGUACUCAGAAGAUAUUACCUUCAUAGGUUACAGUUAUAACACAGUUACUUUAGAGGUCAGUAGAGUUAAUAGUAUUUUCUAUGGACAGAUAUGUUACAAAAUAAAGUUUACAAAUGCUAUUGAGAACAUUAGUAACUUCAUUGAGAACAGAAUUGGUCAGUCAGGUGUUCAAAUAAGUAGUCACUUAUUUAAUUUGCAAUACAACAGUGAAGAAUUAAUUUGGAAACAUGUAUUUACUACCUUUUGUUUUUCUGGUAAUAAAUUUUGUACAAUAUUGGCUAUAGCAUGCUGUGAAAAAGAUAUGAAAAAUUACUUGCCUUUGUACAAAAAGAGGGUCACCGUCAGAAUCACUAAUGCAAUCUUAGAAAAUUUAAUGAUGGCUAAACCAAAACUGAUUGAAUUUGUGUAUUGUAUAAAUCAUUUUCGGUAUUUGUCAUGGCUUGCUUUAUAUUACAAUGCCCAAAAAACAUGGAAAUGUUCCAAUUUAAUACCAUUAAUAAAAGUUGAAUUAGUUAAAGCAAACUGUUUGUUUGGGAAAUGGCGGGAACAUGCUCGUUUUAUAAGCAGCAAUGGAGAUGUUCAAAAUACUGCUAUCAAAGAAAUAUGUAGGCGUUCAGACUUACGAGCUAUUGUGAAGAAAAUGGAUAGAUUACCAUAUGGAUUUGAAGUUUUUAAUAAAAAAAAGUUCUAGUGUUUAAGAAACAUUAUUUUGUAAUA